UAUACUUUUGAGCAUACCAGAAACGCUCGCUGAAUAACGCAGCCUGCUAGCAAACUCGUCAUGCCUUACCCAGUCAUUGUUGUCACUGGUGACUCUAUCGCCCAGCAAAGUUUCAAGGCUGGUGGCUAUGGCUCUGCAUUGGUCGAUUUCUAUCAAGGCAAUUACGAUGUACUUAACAGGGGGAUGGGUGGCUACAACUCGACACAGUUGCUACAGAGGUUCAUUGAGGGGCUUGAUGUUCCCUCCAGUGCCGACGUGAGACUAUUCGUGAUUCACAUUGGCACAAAUGACUGUGCCGAAAAAGGAUAUCAACGUACCUCGGCGUCAGAAUAUCGCGAUAAUCUCCUUUCCAUCAUCCAGCAUAUACGGACAAUCUACCCCGCCGCCGAAAUAGUCUUGUUAACUCCAUCGACCGUUCAAUCCGAUGUAAUACUAGCACUCGAGCGUAGCACUGGCAUGCCCGAGAAAUUUAUCACGAUACGUACCCCUGAGCGGGCUAGAGAGAUUGCAGAGAUGUGUAAAGCUGUCGCCUUGGAAGAGAAGGUCGAUUGUUUGGAUGUCUUUGCCAUGCACGAGGGUCAGCGGGAUAUUUUCAGCGAUGGCCUACAUUACAAUGCCAAGGGAUACAAGCCUGUGAACGACGCUUUAAUCCAACUCAUCUGCUCCAAAUUUCCAAAACUCGUACCAGACGACUUGCCAAGGGCGUUUCCCAUAUUUGCGACGUAUGGCCGCGAAGGUAUCGACAGCUUCGAGCAAUAUGCUACUGCCAUCAAGGAAAUUGGGCAGCGGAUGAAAGCGCAAGCCUUGGACGAGACCGGUUCAGAGGGAAUGCAGUCAGAUGGAUCAUCAAGAGAUUGAUAUCAUGAAUCGUAGAUGCAUUGUGAAGGUCACAGGCUGGGCAGACGUCGCCUAAGAUGAAGUGCCCGCGAACAGGACUGGAAUCGGAUUUGUGAGAGAUACAGUAGCUUCCACUGUAGCCCUGUAAUGCUUCUCGACUGG
This is a messenger RNA of Kockovaella imperatae, 999 nucleotides long. RefSeq names its product SGNH hydrolase-type esterase domain-containing protein. The record is from RefSeq and is a predicted model, not a curated record. Bases 61 to 858 code for a protein of 265 amino acids. NCBI's taxonomy places the organism in Eukaryota, Fungi, Basidiomycota, Tremellomycetes, Tremellales, Cuniculitremaceae. The transcript has 5 exons.